Molecule: messenger RNA, 2092 nt
Organism: Polychytrium aggregatum
Lineage: Eukaryota; Fungi; Chytridiomycota; Chytridiomycetes; Polychytriales
Product: Aldehyde/histidinol dehydrogenase
Exons: 12
Coding region: 191-1954 (587 amino acids)
Cellular component (GO): mitochondrial matrix
Molecular function (GO): L-glutamate gamma-semialdehyde dehydrogenase (NAD+) activity
Source: RefSeq, a predicted model, not a curated record
CGCAGAGGGUGCCGACCUGCCCCGUCCGCCCCGGCGAGGCCGCCGCUUUUAUCGCUCCUGUUCGGCCUCCAGCCGCGAUCUAUCCUGCUCUGCUCUGAUCUGCUCUGCCGUCGCCACCGCCGCUGCCGUCGGAUCUCGCUGCUCGUUCUCCCACCCACUUUGCAUCGUAUCCAUCUUCAGGCCCACAACCAUGCUGCGUCAAGGUGCCAUCGCCGCCGCCCGUCUGGCCGUCCCCCGUCUGCGUGCCCCGCUUUCGCUUGCCACACGAUCCUUCAGCUCGUCGCUGCGUGCUGCCACGGCUGUCCCUCAGCUCGGCCAUUUCAAGCUGCCUGACGUCCGCAACGAGCCCAUGUUGAACUAUGCUCCAGGCAGCCCCGAGCGUGCCAAGCUUGAGCAGGCCAUCAAGGAAAUCAGACGCGAUCUGGCCGAGAAGGGCCCCUACCGAGUCCCCACCAUUGUCAACGGCGAAGAGUUCUUCGAAGGAGACGCCCAGGCUCAGUCUAUGCCUUUCGAGCACAGCACCAAGCUCUGCACUUACCACAAUUCCAGCGCCGCCACCAUCCGCAAGGCCAUCGAUACCGCUCUCGCCGCCAAGCCUGCCUGGGAGGCCAUGCCUUUCAACGAUCGUGCCGCCAUCUUCCUCAAGGCUGCUGACUUGCUCUCGGUCAAGUACCGCUACAAGCUGCUGGCUGCUACCAUGCUUGGCCAGGGCAAGAAUGUCUGGCAGGCUGAGAUCGAUGCUGCCGCCGAGCUUGCUGACUUUUGGCGAUUCAACUGCCAGUAUGCCUCUGACAUCUACGCUCAGCAGCCCACCAAGAACUCCGAGCUGUACUGGAACAGACUCGAGUACCGCCCUCUGGAAGGCUUUGUUACCGCCUACUCGCCCUUCAACUUCACUGCCAUUGGCGGCAACCUCGUCGCCGCCCCCGCUCUGAUGGGCAACGUUGUCAUCUGGAAGCCCUCGCCCGCUUCGAUCUACUCCAACUACGUCAUCAUGGAGAUCCUCAAGGAGGCUGGUCUUCCUGACGGCGUCGUCCAGUUCGUCCCCGGUGAUGCCGAGCUCGUCACCAACGAGACCUUCAACCACCCCGACUUUGCUGGUCUCCACUUCACCGGCAGCACUCAUGUUUUCAAGAUGCUGUGGCAGAAGAUCUCCAACAACCUGGACAUCUACAAGUCCUACCCCCGCAUCGUCGGCGAAACCGGUGGCAAGAACAUGCAUUUCCUGCACAAGUCUGCCGAUGCCCGCCACGCUGCGCUCCAGACCAUCCGCGCCGGCUUUGAGUACCAGGGUCAGAAGUGCAGUGCUUGCUCGCGCGUCUACGUUCCCGAUAACCUGUGGGACGAGUUCCGUGAGACCAUCGUCACCGAAGUCAAGAAGAUCAAGCAGGGCCCUGUCGAUGACUUUACCAACUUCUGCGGCGCGGUCAUCAACAAGCCAUCGUACGACAAGAUCACCGGCUACCUCAAGAACAUCAAGAACGGCGAUGGCGUCAGCUCCAUCCUUGUUGGCGGCAACUUCUCGGACGCCAAGGGCUACUUCAUCGAGCCCACCGUCGUUGUCACCAAGGACCCUCACUCCAAGACCAUGACCGACGAACUCUUUGGCCCCGUCGUCACCGUCUACGUCUACCCCGCCGAUAAAUACGAGGAGACUCUCGAGCUGGCAGACAAGACUACCUCCUAUGGCCUGACGGCCGGUAUCUUUGCCAGCGACCGCUACGCGCUGAUCGCUGGUGCCAACAAGCUCCGCAACGCUGCCGGCAACUUCUACCUCAACGACAAGUGCACUGGCGCCAUUGUUGGCCAACAGCCCUUUGGUGGAAGCCGUGCCUCGGGCACCAACGACAAGGCUGGCUCUGCUCUCAACCUGUACCGCUGGAUCUCGCCCCGGACCAUCAAGGAGUCUUUUGUUCCCAUCACUGCCUUCGACUACCCCUCCAACAAGCAGUGAUUGCAUCCCUUUCCGUCCAUUUGCCCCUGGCUCCUCGGUCGCAGGGCCGUUCAUCACGCCUACAUCACCCCCACCGCAGCCUUGGCCUCGAGCGCUGCAGCACAAGGCAUUUGAAUAUAUUGAGUUUGUUGCGACAGA